AUGUCUUCUUCCGAUAUGCGACGCAGGACCACGGGCGACAGUAGUAAUCAUGGUCGGAGCUUGGGCCGCAGACUGACCGAGUCAUUUUCCGUACAAGCCAAGAAAAAGGACGCUGAAUACAAAGUCUACCGGGAGCGAUACGGCGUGUACAACGGCAUGACAUGGGAAAAGCUCAAAGGAUAUCUCGAGCGACGAUUCCCACAAUCAGAAUUUCCUGGGCUCAAAUUCAACGAAGAGCGCGUGGGCGAUAAAUGGGUCUUUGAUGUGCCCGAGCCUUUGAAUGAUGUGGACAAGAAGGAGCUACAACGGCUGAGGGACGGUGCGACGGAUGCCAACACCAACCUGCACGCGCCGGCCACGUCUCGGGCAGAGAAACGUGAGUCGGUCUCCCCCGAGCGCAAGUAA
Fonsecaea pedrosoi CBS 271.37 is the source of this 405-nucleotide messenger RNA. RefSeq lists its product as uncharacterized. The record is from RefSeq and is a predicted model, not a curated record. The coding region runs from base 1 to 405 and encodes 134 amino acids. The transcript is spliced from 3 exons. Lineage: Eukaryota; Fungi; Ascomycota; Eurotiomycetes; Chaetothyriales; Herpotrichiellaceae.